CCAACAGCCAAUUACGACCCAACAUCGGCCGAAUGCUGGUUGCCAAUGGUGCAUUCAGGGCGCGUCAGCAAUUCUAGGUUGUCGCGCAAUACACCUCAUAAAGGACUCGCUGUACAAGUGGUUUUUACCUGAUUCUCCCCGCCUUUCGAUGGUCAUCUUUAGCACUUUCUCAACUUACAUUCAAGUUCGGAAGCCCUGAUGUUUGCUACUCGUUGGCACUGACUCGGUGUUUUAAACUCACAUGGGCUUACGUUACUCAAAGCAACGACACAAACCCCGAAUCAGCAAGUCGCAGAUCCCAUGGCUGCUGCGCGGUGCUAUUCGCAGCAACAAUGUGGAAACAUUGCAGUACUUAUUCAGCUAUCCGAAUAAAGUUGAUCCAAGCAUGGUAAUCGACGGUGUGUGUCCUCUGAACCUGGCUGUUGAGCUGGGACACCUACAGAUGGUCAAGAUCCUUAUCAAAGCUGGCGCCGAUAUCUUUGUUGCCGACGCACCGCGUUAUCCGCUCCAUCAGGCAAGCCUUUACGGGCGCGGACCCAUAGCCGAAUUGCUUCUCCGUUCGGGUGCGUCCAUCUCCGCUCUCACCGAACGGCGACAAUCUUGUCUACACUUGCUAGCCCAUCAGUCCGCGGAGCGAUUCGUCGAAACAGCCCACGUAUUAAUGCGUCACAAUGCAAAUCCGAACACACUUGAUGAUGACGGACUUGCACCAUUACAUCGUGCAUCAUCGGAGAUGGUUCAUGUCCUUACCUCAUACGAGGUCACAGACCUUAACAUUAGUAGUCGUGACGGCGAUACACCACUCUUGACUGCUGUCAAGGAUCGUCGGGAGGCGGUCGUUCUCAGUUUGUUGAAUGCAGAUCAACACUUACGGGAACAGCAGCAACAACAACAGCCGGAAGAAGCACGUCAGCAUCAGACAACGAAACCCAAGAACUCCGUUUGUCGCACAGGCUCAGCUACUGCGAAUGAAACUUCAGUGCACUACCCAACCAUUAGGACAGCGUCCGCCAAGUCGUCAAACUCUGCAACAUCCCGGCUCACGCUAGCUUCGGCAGCCAGUGCAGUAUUCCGUAUUGCGAGCGGUUUCAACGAUUUUACCGUUAUGCGUUCCUCUUCGGCUGCUGCAGUCAAUGUACAUUCAGUGGGUCAUAAGGCGGGAUCGAAGGUUUUCAAACCUCCUUGUUCUCCGUCCUCUCCACCAGUUUGCGAUGAGAUGGACGUGAAGGUGGUCGAAGCGCGCCUAUCAGCGCAGCAGCAACUCGUGAGUGCAAAACACUUCAAAACUCAACCAAACGAAUUGGAUGUGGGGUCACCACCCAGCAGGCGUCCUGCUGUUGCCUCGAGUUAUAGUGGCAGUGCCAAUUUGUUUUGUGCUUUCCGGAAAACGGAUCAGUGUCAAAGAUGUCAUAGCAUGGGUAAUCCUGGUGAUAUCAGCGGGUGGUGGCAAAGUUGUGACCGGCUCCAGCGUUUGCUAACAAAGGCCACCUCUUCCAUGCAUUCAUCAAAUAUCGCUGCAGCUUCCCGUCAGGUACCUCCUCAAACUAGUGUUCGACCCCUACUGGAUUUGGAUAAACCAGACAAGCUGGGUGAGUCGAUUUCUCCACUAAAUCGUAUGACAGCACUGAUGAUCGCCGCAGAGGCUGGAAAUAGCGGCUUGGUAAUGGCGAUGGCUCUUAUCGCCGCUGGCUGUAAUGUGGCUGCUACAGACAAAGUAGGCAUGACUGCGCUUCACCAUGCCUGUUACGUUGGAUCGUUGAAUAUGGUUCGAUUUCUGUUAGAACGUGUUCAACCGACCACCGGCUCAAACGGAAAGCUGACCAGUUCUCCCCAGCUCUACAGUGCUGCUCAGCUUUCAUGCAAUACUUCCGGUGCUAACGGUCGAUUUUUUUGUGCAGAUUUGUUGGACACUCAAUCACUCUGUCAUUUACUUACAAUGGCAGGUAUGACAGCACUGAUGAUCGCCGCAGAGGCUGGAAAUAGCGGCUUGGUAAUGGCGAUGGCUCUUAUCGCCGCUGGCUGUAAUGUGGCUGCUACAGACAAAGUAGGCAUGACUGCGCUUCACCAUGCCUGUUACGUUGGAUCGUUGAAUAUGGUUCGAUUUCUGUUAGAACGUGUUCAACCGACCACCGGCUCAAACGGAAAGCUGACCAGUUCUCCCCAGCUCUACAGUGCUGCUCAGCUUUCAUGCAAUACUUCCGGUGCUAACGGUCGAUUUUUUUGUGCAGAUUUGUUGGACAUUCAAGACAAAUACGGUCGAACUCCCAUCUACCUGGCCGCUUGUCGUGGCCACACCGAGGUCGUUAACUAUUUGUUGGGAUUGUCGGCUGACUUUCACAUCCCCAACAAAGAACACAAGUCACCCUUGUAUAUCAGUGCCUAUUUUGGCUAUUUGGAAAUUACUAAUACUUUGCUUCGUCAUGGAGCGCAGGUCGACCAGGUGGACUCGCAUCGCAAAACCCCACUUUACGUAGCUACGUACCAUGGUCGUUCUGAAAUUGUGGAUCUUCUCCUAGCUGCAGGGGCGAACGUUAAUUCAGCCGAUAAGAACGGCAAAACUCCCUUGUAUGUGGCUGUGCUCCAUGGACAUUUGGCUCUUGCUCAAAAAUUACUCAACGCUGGUGCUUCUGUGAACCGUGUUGACCGUGAGGGUUUGGGUCCGCUGCAUAUGGCUGUCAAAUUUCCCAAACUUGACAUUCCAAUGGUGAAACUACUGUUGAACUACGGCUGUGAUCCAGUCAAUUUGGCUAGCUUUACACGCUGGCUUUUGGUACAUGGAAUUAUACCGCAGGAGUGCAUCCACGGGGAUGAUGAACUGGCUAGUUGGCUUCACUGGGAAGAACGUAACGUGCGUUCUCUUAAGCGUCUUUGUCGCGUCGCAAUCCAGCGAGCUUUGGGAACCACCGAUUCCGUGCGUUGGAAGAUUCGUCGACUGCCGUUGCCCGAAAACCUUUUGUCCUACGUCUCAAUGAAAGAGCUGUGAUUAGCUAUUGUGAAUCAGUUUUCAUUGUGUUGUUUUAACUGCCUCUUGCGCGACGGCCAUAGUGCAUUUCUCAUCUGGAAUAGGGGUUAUCAGAGUCAUGAUCCGAAGUUAUUACUUUUCUUAUCGUGGGUGUUGUUUUUAAUCGCUUUCAUACUCCGUUGUUAUUGUCCACUUUUUCCUCUUCUUCCUAUCAUCUCAUGUUCUCAGUCUCCGCCCUCAGUGUAUCUUUAGGCGUUCGGUGAAAAUAUAAUUAUUUGACGGAGCCGAACAGUUUCGCAAAUGCUUCACCUUCUUUGUGUUCAGUACUUCUGUUUUCUAGGUAUUCAAUCUGUUUGACCCCUUCGCUGAAUUUUUCUUCAGCAUGGUUGGCUUUAUCAAGUGUGCAAUACCACAGUGUCAUGAUUCCACUUAACACAGUAAAUAAAGCAUAUUAUGCCAGGUGUCC
Molecule: messenger RNA, 3428 nt
Organism: Opisthorchis viverrini
Lineage: Eukaryota; Metazoa; Platyhelminthes; Trematoda; Opisthorchiida; Opisthorchiidae
Exons: 9
Coding region: 242-2983 (913 amino acids)
Biological process (GO): intracellular signal transduction
Molecular function (GO): protein binding
Source: RefSeq, a predicted model, not a curated record